Messenger RNA from Cylicocyclus nassatus, 2088 nucleotides. NCBI's taxonomy places the organism in Eukaryota, Metazoa, Nematoda, Chromadorea, Rhabditida, Strongylidae. The record is from the annotation of a GenBank genome assembly.
AUGAUACACAUAUUUUUGUUUUCGUUUAUUCGUACUACUGCUGCAUUAGACUUUUCAAACGAUUUUACAACAACUGAAAAAGCUCCAUUCUCCGCAGAGGCAGGUAUAUUUUCCAAUGAAGAAACAGGCCAAGUUUUUCCAAUGGCACCAGAUACUGAUUUCGAAGAAGCACGAGCAGCUUUAAGAGCAGUGAAAAAUGACGCAUCAAUUAUUGCCUCAGCCAAACCUCCAGGAUUCGAACCACAGCCUCCGGGCAUAGAAGAGAGUCCGGAGUUCAGAAUAAAGGAUUUCUCAAGACUGAGCACAGCUGCUCAAAGAGAUAUUCAUUCCACACCACCUCCAACAUUAGAAAGAGUGCUACCACCUAGUGACAGUGCUGUUGAAUCUUUCGGCGGCAAGGAACUCCCAAUGGAGCAAGAGGAAUCUUCGGGAGAGAAUAGGCCGAAUAACAGAUUGGAGAAAGAUGCUGCAGAAGAUAAAGAUACUGCAGAAGGUUCUGGACAAGAGGAACUGACUGGAAACGUUGAAAAAGUGUCCGGUGAAGUAGGGCAACAUUUCGAUGAACGUCGACCAACACUUCUUGAACUUGAACCGCAAGAACAUAUCCAGAUGGAGAAUGAAACAACAUCUGACACGUUUCACAGCAGCCCGAUCAGAACUCGUACCACAACCAGUUUCCCUGGAGUCAACUAUGAUCCCCCAAAUAUGGAAGAAACAACAACAUUAUUGUCUCUGACAGAAGAGGAAACACCAUUUCUGCGAACAGCAGCGAAUCUACUCAACAGUAUGUAUGAUGCCAUGCAAAGCAGUGUACCACCAGAUAAUGACUACAGUAAACCGGCUCAGGGAGCUGUACUGGCUAUUGCGGAAGUCAAUUCGCCACCGGAAACGGUAGCGACGAACGCAGCUGAAGAGGCGCCACCUCCAAGUACGGUAGAUUACGGUGCGGUCUUCGACAUGGUAGGACCGACACCACCACCGGAGAGCUAUUUCGGGGGAUCAAUGGGCUCGAGCUACGAUAUGCCGAGUCCCCAAACAAAUGGCUAUGAAGAUAUGCCAAGUCAGACUAUGACCGAAAAUAUGAGCCAGAAGCAGUUACAGGAUUUUUCUGAUAGUGCUGCAAGACAGAGCGUAGACGUCGGGCGUACGCUGAAAGUAUCAGAGUUGAAGAAAGUUACCACUUCUCGUUCACUAGCAAAAAAUAAGAAAUUGAAUAGGGAUGCUGGCAUCAAAGCGAUCGCCGAAAAGACAAUGCUUAUUGGUCCUCCAGCACAUCGUGCACCACCACGACGAGGAGCCGUUGAAGGGUGCCCCGAACCAGGACUAUGCGCUAAAAACUGUUUCGUAUACAUCAACGAAAGAGGUUGCCAGGACUGUCAAUGUUUAUGGCAAGCACUAUCUUGUGACGUCGACGACGAUUGUCCAGAAGCAGUGCAAUACUGCGAUUUAGGACGAUGUAACUGUCGUCCUGGUACACGACAAGAUAUGGGACGAUCAGGAUUUUGCGAAGCAGAUCCGGAUUACAAAGGAUCUCAACUCUUAGGCGCCGGACAAUUUCUAAGGAGGUUUAAACGUGUAGCAGCUGUUGGACCUCCAGUUGAAGGAGAUGAAACAGUUAGCACAGUUCUAGAAGAUAACCACAGUGCAAGGCUCUCAAGGGAGUUAACAAGCGGUAUAUUAGAAGAAGACGAUCCAACAUUGAGCACUGUCAUUAUUUCGAGGAGUUUGACGCCAUCAGACUCUUCCCAACCUCCCGCACCACCUCCGCGCGCUAGUGAUGUUUCAAGGAUACUUAUUGAUCGUAAUAUCGCCAGCACAUUCCCAUAUCUUCCUCCUCUUCAGCCGUUAUCCAGAAUUAUCAACAAAUCUCAUAAGUCUGCAACUACUGACAAAUCGAAUGAUAAGACAAGUGCAAAACGAUGGAAAGAUCGGAAAUCCAUCGGACUAGUGGAGUUUCCGAUCUCUGCCCGAUUUAUAGCCGCCAGAUCAAGAGGAGUUUCAGUCCUCCCUCCGUUACCUUUAGGAAUACACCCCUCGAAAGAAGAGCUACAACGUCAUAAUCAGUUCAAGAAAAGCCUCAUACGUUGA